This is a messenger RNA of Puccinia graminis f. sp. tritici CRL 75-36-700-3, 1914 nucleotides long. RefSeq lists its product as uncharacterized. The record is from RefSeq and is a predicted model, not a curated record. The transcript has 5 exons. Bases 64 to 1785 code for a protein of 573 amino acids. Lineage: Eukaryota; Fungi; Basidiomycota; Pucciniomycetes; Pucciniales; Pucciniaceae.
GAUGGGCUGUUGACUCCCAUCCAACUACUUUGCCAAUGAUCGCCAUCCUGAUCCACUUCGGACAUGUCGACCAUCGAAUACUCACUCGGGCCGUCCUUCGACUGUCCCUUCGGAUGGCCAGCCGAGCCGAGCUACCCCAUCGACCCCAUCAAUCACACCACCGCCAUAGCCAUCCCACACCAUCUCGCCUCUUCUCCCGAGCGACCCUCACGGAAAACGCCCUCGGAUCUCCUCCAGACGUGGGACUCGAUCUUCUCGUGUCGGUCGACCGAUCAUGACGAGCCAAUCGACCAACUGGCGACACUCCUCAAUAGGCUCUAUCUCGAGGCCGUCUACCUUCCCGAAACAUCUGCCGUCGAGCGUUUUGCAGCCCGGGUACGGAACUCGGAGGAGGGUUUCGAGGAGGAGGCUCUGCUAGGACUGUACGAGUCAUUCAUGAUCCCCGAGGAAGCGUUGGCCCGGAAGUGGGGCACUGAGAUGGGGAAGAUCGCACGGGUGUACGAGGCACGGAGUAAGCGCGUGGUCGACGGAGACGAGGAGCAGGAAGAAGAAGAUGAAGAGGCGAUCGUGGUGGAGAAUGACGAGGAGCUCUUCCAUCUCAACGAACCCGAAGCCUUCGCUCUCGUCCUCCAACAAUUCUUCAGCCCUGCUCAACCUGACCUCUCUCGUCCUCUCGCCGGCCCUCAUCCCGUCCCAGACUCCACCAAGGUCUCCUUCAUCAAACCCGACUCGAUCGCUCAGCAACUCGAGGUUUGGAGUACCAGGGAGACUCAACUGCAGAUCGUCCUCUUACUAGAACUCAUCAUCCUGACCAACCUAUCACUAGACGCAGGCUCACAGCUACUACACAAGAAGCAACUAUCGGCCUCUCCCCGGAAGAAAGGAAAAGAGAAGCGGAAUCUGGGUGGAUUGGGAGAAGAGGAGGAGAAGGAGCUGGAAGAUAAGGAGGUCGUCGCGGACCUCGAGUGUCUCCUCGAGGGCCUCGUCGACAAACUCGCCAUGUGGCAGAUCAUUUCCGGCCUCGAAAACCAUCUCGGCCCUUCCCGGAAAUCUAACCCUCGAAACGACUCCCUAAUCCCUUCUUCCGACACUCUCGAUCUGGACGACGUACAAAGGUUUUGGACUGACGUGGUUGAAGAACAUUAUACUCGACACUUGCCACUCCUCAAUCCAUCCUUCCGACCCAAGCUCUUCCCGACCUCGAUCUACGAUCCAUCAGCAUCCUCGUCGUUAGUGCCGACGCAGUUCGAUGCGACGGCGCGACCCGGGCCGGGCACGAUCCACCGGACGCCGAACCUCAAGAAACUAGAGCGACGGGCAGCGGCGCGAGCGGGGCGACAGGAGACGGCGCAGAUGCGUCAGAACGUGAGUCCGACGAUGCUCGAGCUGACCGGCCUGGGCCGACGCCGGCCGCUUGCUCGGCCCGGCUCGCUUAGCGAGUCCCAGCUGGCCCUCCAAGCUCGCUCCUCCCGUGCUCUCUUCAAUCGCAGACAGGUCACCAUGUCCAAGACUUCCGCCCACCUCCCUAAACCUCGUCCCAUCCUCAACUCUUCUUCCGUCGGCCCCCUCCAUCGUCCCGCCCAACCGCGCUCACUCUCUCACUCCCAUCUCGCGGGCUCUAAACGCAAGCAAUCUUCCCCGAAACACAAAUCCACCGCCCUAUCCAUCAAUCAGUUAUCCACCCCUCGCAAAUCCGCUAAAUUCUCCUCCACUGGUCUCGCAUCAAGAUCCGCAACCGUCUUGGUCCCUGAUACCCCUCAAAAUAACCAUCGUCAUCGUCGGUGAAACUCCCCUCGAUCAUUAGAGGCACGUUUGUACUCAAAGUUGUCCUUGUUUUCCAUCUGAUGUUGUAUCAUAAAUGAAGUGAUGAUGAAGGAAAAAGCCCGAAAUAAAAGAGAAUCAAUUUCGUUCAAA